Pipistrellus nathusii (Nathusius's pipistrelle) is the source of this 849-nucleotide messenger RNA. The record is from the annotation of a GenBank genome assembly. NCBI's taxonomy places the organism in Eukaryota, Metazoa, Chordata, Mammalia, Chiroptera, Vespertilionidae.
AUGGCUGUGAGGAGCUGGCUGCGCGAUCUUGCCGACGAGGUCAGCGAGUGGUUAGUGUGGCUGGAUCAAAAGAUAGAUAAGCUGGGUCUCAAGCCGAACGUUCAAGCGCAGGUGGAUUUCCUGCUGGAGCACCAGGGCUGGUAUACCCUGCUGUCCUGGCACCUCAUCCUGAUGGUGGUUAUCUUUCUGCUGGUCUAUGGCUGGGUGUCGUCGUGCUCCUAUGUCUCGGCGGCCGAGCUGCGCGCCCGCAGGAUGCGGAAGCUUCGCCGGGAGGAGGCCGCCAGCGCCCGCAGGAGGCGGAGGGCCCAACGGGAGUCCACGCCUGCGCCGCCUCAGGCGACCGCCUCCCACCUGGCCGUGCCCAAGAGCCCCCGGGGGGAAGAGAAGAGGCCCGGCAAGAAGCAGUCCAACCUCAGAGACUCGCACAGAGAGAGACAUCCUCGUGGGAGGCCGCUGCCAACCAGUAACGCACCACACGUGGCCCGCCCAGCGAUCAAACCUGAAACCCACGUAAGUGCCCCGACUGGAUAUCGAAGCAGAGACCCUUUGAUGCACAGGAUGGCGCUCCACCGACGGGAUGACUCCGAGGAUCUAGAAACCUUUUACAUUUGGAUUAAGCCAAAUGGGCAAGCUGCCGAAGUGUCUGACAUGAAAGUUUCCCGAUUUCCUCGAAGUGAAACAGCAACGCAACCAUUAGGGAUAAACAAGAGAAACGAAGGGCCGAGGAAACCAGUGUGUGAGGCUACAGCAAUGCACACUUGUUUCUGCGAAAGUGGGAAGAACGGUAUGCCAUGGUGGGUGAGGCUUGAGGAAGGAUCCUUAAGGCUGCGUAAACCUCCGAAGAUGUAG